Molecule: messenger RNA, 498 nt
Organism: Patiria miniata (bat star)
Lineage: Eukaryota; Metazoa; Echinodermata; Asteroidea; Valvatida; Asterinidae
Exons: 1
Coding region: 1-498 (165 amino acids)
Biological process (GO): DNA integration
Molecular function (GO): nucleic acid binding
Source: RefSeq, a predicted model, not a curated record
AUGGUGGUUGGCGACUACUGCACUAAGUGGAUGGAAGCAUUUCCGCUUCCUGACGCUACUGCAGUUACAGUCGCGCACACUUUGGUGACUGAGUUUGUCUGUCGAUUCGGGGUGCCCCAAGAACUUCACUCUGAUCAGGGCACAAACUUUGAGUCAGAAGUGUUCAGGGAAAUGUGCCAAAUUCUUGGCAUUUCGAAAACUCGGACAACCGCCUAUAAUCCGAAAUCGGACGGCAUGGUUGAGAGGUUUAACAAAACCUUGGUCAACAUCGUGGCGAUGCUCCUUGACCCUAGGCGUAGGCAGAAGGACUGGGAUGAGUUCCUCCCCUUUGCGACCUUCGCUUAUAGGUGCACGCCGCAAGACUCGAUUGGGGAAUCGCCCAACAUGAUGAUGUUGGGGCGAGAGGUGAGUGUCCCAGUGGAUCUGGUGACAGGGUGUCCUGAAGUUGAGGUGGAAGCCACUGCAGACUUCGCUGAAACAUUGCGAAGUAAUAUGUAG